Molecule: messenger RNA, 2585 nt
Organism: Triplophysa dalaica
Lineage: Eukaryota; Metazoa; Chordata; Actinopteri; Cypriniformes; Nemacheilidae
Gene: adipoqb
Product: adiponectin, C1Q and collagen domain containing, b
Exons: 3
Coding region: 526-1389 (287 amino acids)
Molecular function (GO): protein binding
Source: RefSeq, a predicted model, not a curated record
CGCUAAUUGGCUUACGCAUGCGGAAGAAGGAAAAGACACGAGGCCAGGGAAAACAGUUAAACAUCUACACACAACAUGCUUACAUUUACAUAUCCACACAUUAUAACACAAAUUAUUAGUAGGUGUAACAAUGAUAACAUUUUCAACAAUAUACCAAUGGAAAGUCUACUAGGCUAUCUGGUAAAUAAUUCAUACUAAAUGAUAAUGGACAUUCUUUUCAGGUUUCAUCUGGCAUAAGCUGUAGGCUAACGUAGGCUACUCAUUCCACAGACAUUAAACUACAUUCAGCAUCUCAGCAGCAUGAAGCAAAGAAGAUUUAAGCCAUCUGCUGUGAGACCACUGCCCUUUUAAUUUAACAGCCAUAAAUAAAUUUAGACUGGCAAACUAAAUAUAGUGCAGAAAAGCCCUCAGUAAUGACAGUUGUAUCUCUAACAAAGUCAGCUGCUCAGUGGCUGUUCUUCACAGCACUGUGUUUUUAUUAUAGGGGACACACAUCUAAAACCAGGUCAUUUGAUUGACACCAGGAUGAAGAUACUGUGGAAUGUGUUAUUUGGAAUUCUUCUCAUUGGACAACUUGGUCAAGGUCAAAUUGAAGACCUUCUAGAAGAGAAACUAGAGGAGCCAGUAGAGACCGAAGCGACUGAAGACGGAGGAGAUGCUUUGACGGAAGCAACAGAGGAAGAGGUUGAAGAGCCUGAGGGCCCUGGAGCAGAUGUGAGUCAACCUAAUGAUAGACAGCCCUGUGCCAUGUGGAUGGGAGGUGUUCCUGGCACACCUGGGCACAGUGGGCAACCUGGGAGAGAUGGCAGAGAUGGGAGAGAUGGCCCAAGGGGCGAAAAAGGAGAUAAAGGUGAACCAGGUGAGAAAGGUGAUCCAGGAGAGAAGGGGGACGUAGGCGCUGCCGGAUCAAGAGGCUUUCCCGGAAAUCCUGGUCUGAAAGGAGCCCGUGGUGAAAGUGCCCUGUCCUACCACUCGGCUUUCAGUGUUGGUCUCCGCGAACUUGUUCCUGCCACAAAUGUGCCAAUUCGCUUCAACAAGUUUUUUUAUAAUGACCAGCACCACUACGAUGAUGUUUCUGGCAAGUUCCUCUGCGUUCUCUCAGGGGUAUAUUUCUUCACCUAUCAUCUGACGGUUUACACCAAAGACGCUAAGGUCAGUCUUUACAAGAAUGACAAGGCCAUCAUGUUCACCUAUGACCAGUAUCAGGAAGCCAAUGUGGAUCAGGCAUCUGGUUCUGUUAUCUUGACAUUGGAGGCAGGAGAUGAGGUGUGGCUGCAGGUGUAUGGAGACGAGACGUUUGGUGGAGUCUAUGCAGACAAUACCAAUGAUUCCACCUUCUCUGGUUUCCUCCUGUAUCCUGACAUUCCUUUUCCCUCCCGGAGACGUUAAAAACCCUGAAUAAUAGUUUAUGGAAUGUGUAGUACAUUCUUUCUCCAAACUGUAAUUAUGAGAUUCAACACCCUUUCUGCAUGAAAUUAGAAAUUAAUUUGUACUUAUUAUUAUGUUUAGCAUGCACAGACAUCAUUUGAUUUUGUUUUAUCUGCAUUUUUAGAAAUAAUUUAUUUCAAGUAUAUCUUUGCUUUUCUAACGUAACUAGCAGCAAAUUACCCUGAAAUUAUUGAUGAAUUGCAGCCUCAGGCUCAAAAAAUUACUAUUAAAAUGUUUUCCAAGCCAAAGGAUUGAGAAGGUAUUAUAGAAAAUGCCACCAUUAAGAUGAUUAUAUAGAGCAUUGCAGGAUGGUGCACACAUUUUUUGUUUGUUUUUGAGGUGAAUAUUUAACACACAAAGUUAAUACCGAAAAUGCAAAAUUGUGAUAUUGCUAUAUUGCAUUGUGAGUAUCAAUAUAAUAUGUCACAAGGUCCUUAUAAUGAUGGCUUUUUAUGCUCGGUUGUAGGCCUAUUGGACAGAGUUUGGAGGUGGCACGGAACCUCAUUAACUACGCCGUGCUAAAAUGUCUUUAGGGUUUUUUUUAACUGAAAGUUAUACAAACAUAGUUCAUAUACAUAACCACAGUGAUCAGUCCAAUCUGUGCCAGUUUGCAUUCAAAAACGAUGUGUGUCAGAAUAUGUCACUGGCCAGUCUCCAGCAUCAGCAGUUGCUGCAUGAAUGCAUGGUACAAUUUUUUAUGAGUGUAUUUUUGGUUUAAUCACUAAGGGCACGGAAGGAGUUUAAACAUGUCUUUAAACAUGCCUCUGGCAUAAUGAACGCUUAAGUUUUUCUAAUCGAUAUAAAUUUUUUUGAAAGUUAAUGAUUAAUCUGUAAUGGAUUGUUUGCAUUAAACAUUUAAUUGUACUGUUAAUAUGCAACGUUUAUGGCACUCUCACAUAGUGUUAUAUGAGAAGGGCUAGUGGACACCUCACUUUUGGUAUGAUCUGAUCUGUGACCUUUAAACAGACAUGUCACAGUCACAUGAGCCAUGCUCACAGUCAAGUCAGCCCUCUUACUUUCUCUGUAAUACAUAACAGAAAACAUUGUACGAAACCAUAGCCAAACACACUAAAUUUUAAAGUUUAGUAUAUGUCAGUGUCAUGACUCAUAUCUUACUGAAGAUGGCAGUGAAAUUCUGCUCUGAAGGAGCAAUUCAA